Molecule: messenger RNA, 3798 nt
Organism: Bolinopsis microptera
Lineage: Eukaryota; Metazoa; Ctenophora; Tentaculata; Lobata; Bolinopsidae
Product: sodium- and chloride-dependent GABA transporter 1-like
Exons: 14
Coding region: 102-1946 (614 amino acids)
Biological process (GO): sodium ion transmembrane transport
Cellular component (GO): plasma membrane
Source: RefSeq, a predicted model, not a curated record
GGGUAGCCGAGAAUCUUACCCCUAAGUGUGCUUAAUUGGGUCAGCUCUUAGCGGCAGGCACACGCUCUCGCCAAAUUCUCCUCAACUCCUGGAUUCCAGGCAUGGCAGGACACAAGAAACUAGAAAAUGAAGACGAGAAACCAAAAGAUCUUGAAGUCUGCGAGAUCGUAGUGAAACCCAAGGAUGUAGACGAGCGAGGAGCAUGGGGCAACAAAGUUGAAUAUCUACUGGCGUGUAUUGGACUGGCUGUGGGUCUGGGAAACGUAUGGAGGUUCCCUUAUCUCUGCCACAAACACGGAGGAGGCGCCUUCCUGGUCCCCUACUUUAUCUGCCUCAUAUUCGAAGGAGUCCCCCUUAUGUACCUGGAAAUGGCUGUCGGACAGUUCUUCAGAUCUGGUUCUGUGAACUGCUGGGGUAAGAUCCACCCCAUGCUAAGGGGUAUUGGUGUUGGUUGCGUCUGUGUAUCCAUGCUGCUCUGUCUAUACUACGUCAUCAUCAUCGCCAGAUGUUUCCUUUACUUCUUCAACUCUUUCACCGCGAGUCUGCCCUUUAACGUUUGUGCAGAUGUUGCUGGAAAACUGCUGAACGAAACAUGUUGUGAACGAAGCAACGACCGAGCCAACUACUACUACUGGAACAACGUUCUACAGGCAUCGAGUGGGUUUAACGACAUUUCUAACUUCAACUGGGCUCUGUUGGGUUGUUUGGCGCUCUCUUGGGUCAUCUGUUACAUCUGUGUGUUCAAAGGUGUGGAGAGCUCCGGAAAGGCGGUCUAUUUCACGGCUACGUUCCCUUACCUCUGUCUGGUGAUCCUCUUCUUCCGUGGAGUAACCCUCCCUGGUGCAGUGGACGGUAUCCUUGUCUACGUUAAACCUGACUUUGCUAGACUACUAGACGGACAGGUAUGGUUGGAUGCGGCUACACAGAUAUUCUUCUCGCUUAGUUUGGGUUUCGGAGCUCUUGUUGCAUUCGCCAGUUACGUUCCCUACAAGAACAACGUCGGAAGGGACGCAAUUAUCGUUUCUCUCGUGAACUGUGGUACCAGUAUCUUCGCUGGCUUCGUCAUCUACUCCAUCCUUGGAUACAGACAAAAUCAAGGCAUUGGAAAUAUCGAAGAUGUAUCAAGUGGAUCUGGUCUUGCUUUUGUUGCCAUCUCUGAAGCUGUGAGCAAGAUGAAUGCCCCCUACGUUUGGGCUAUCCUCUUCUUCACAAUGCUGAUCUUGCUGGGUCUGGACUCUGAGUUUGGUACCUUGGAGGGAGCUGUCACGCCCCUUAUCGUGGAUAUGAAACUCUUCCCUACUGUCAGAAAAGAGAUCGUGUCAGCUGUAUUCGCUGGUGUUCUUUUCGUCCUCGGUAUUGGUUUCUGUAGUGGUGGAGGGGAGUACAUGAUCAUAGUCUUCGAUACCUAUGGUAUGAAUAUCCCUAUUCUGAUCCUAGCCCUGAGUGAGUGUCUGGCAGUUGGAUGGGUAUUCGGAACAGACAACAUGAGUGCUGCUAUCGAGGACAUGCAAGGUCAUAAACCUUCUAAGUUCUUCACCAUCUGCUGGAAAUAUAUCUCUCCCUUCCUUUUGAUCGUUAUCUUUAUCGUCACUUUCGUACAGAACAUGAUGAAAAGUCCUCAAUACCCUACCUACAUUGGAUGCGACGAGGACUCGGCUGACUUGGUGAAGGUAGUAGAAUUGCCCUUGUCUGCCCAGUUGAUUGGUUGGGUUAUUGUGGUGUGCGCUGUCUUCCCAAUCCCUCUCUACAUGUUCUUGAACCGGAAGUCGGAGCCCAAUAAGAUGGAGUUCUUGAAGAGCAUCUUGAACUCUGUGAAUGAAGAUAGACACUACGAUAUGGAGACCUUGUACCAUAGACCUGGGCAGUCAGUUAUGUCCAACGGAGACCAUAAAAACGGAGGAUUGAACGGUUUCAGUGAUAAUGAGAGACGUCUAAUAAGGGGGUGACCCACUUUUCACCCCUCUAAUACAUACCCCUAUUUUAGACCCAAAACGUUACCCUGAAACGUACGUCAGUGUCUAAUCCCAACCCAUGAAAUCAGCUUAUUUAAGAACCAGUUUAGAUGACAAAUCGGCCAAAUAAUUGGGAUAUUUAUCAUCAUGAAAUGUGUAUAAACACACUAUAAUAUUGCUAUCGGUGGAAAUAUCCCCGAUUUAAUUAUAUCAACGCUACUAUACGGAUAAUUUUACAUAGUCAGUUGUAGGAAUUCCUCAGCCGGCUUUUCCUAUAACCAAACCCAAACCCUGACACCUAUUUAAAGCAACUGGGGGGGUGAAAAGUAGGAGGAUAAAAUUUCCUUCUCCCCUCUGAAAUAUUCUGAGUCAGCUUCAAGUGUUAAAUUGUGUCUCAAUCUCUUAACAUCGUCUGGCCGUAGCUCAGUGAAUUCUCAGUGAAUUUGCUGAGAAUUCACUAAAUUGCCUCGAUCUCCGAAUAGGAAGAUGAGAUGUCUUCUUGCAAUGUGCCUGGAAACAUGUUGCCAUGGAAACAUGUGUUAUAUAGAUGUGUGUAGGACUGUAGGAGCUUAUACGUUUUAAAUUAUUAGGAACUGUAGCAUUGUAUUAGAGGAUGCAUGUAACUAGGAACGCCUGCAUGACCCAUUAGGAUAUAACUUAUUUUGUAUACCAUUUUUUCGUGUUUAAAGCGGUGACUAAAAGAUUUUAGCUAUAUUGUACUUACAAGAGUACUCUUAAAGUGUUGUUAUAAUUUGGUAUUAAAUUAUUAUCAACUUGUCUUUUAUUUAAGCAAGAAAGCGGUGUGUGAUGUUUCCAACGUUUGUUUGGUAGAUGUUUAUUAGAACAUGAUAGUUUAUCAUAAAUUAGAAUAAUUUUAACGGUCGUUAGAACGGUCGAGUUGUUUUCUCACAUAGGAUUAAACAUUAGUUUCCUAAACGUGGUUUUCCGAAUUUUCAUGCUGUAUCAACCGUCACCACGAUUAACUUAGUUAAUGAUUUUUACUGCAAAAUAGUCAAUUUAAAAAUUAAAUAUCUCCGCUUUGAUUGAAUAUCUUUUAAAAUCAUGAUUUAUGCAGUUUUGAUUGAAUUUCUUUCAGCUUUGAUGGAAUUUCUUUUAAAAUCGUGAAAGUUUUUGUUAUCUGAAGAACGAAGAAUCACUGAAAGAAGGGGCACCACGUUUUUAGUUGAUAAUAGUUUGUUUUAGGAGAUGGUUGUCCGAGGGGUAUCUUCAUUCCGCUCGUGUAUUACGAGAUUACAUCUUUAUGAUUUAUCUUUUCGGGCAGCUUACCGUUUAUAUUUUUAUGCAGAUUGCAUCCUGUACCAAUUUAUAUUUGCCAUGAUUAUUUGAGCUGACAGAGGUUAACUCUGGUUAAUCGGCAUAUGAUCGCUAUUGAAUAGUGAAUAGAUUUUCUAGAGUCUCGUAGAGGACAUUGUAAUAUAAAUCUAACUCGCAGCAUGAAAAUACCUGUAGUUCGAGUGUUUUGUUGGUUAAUGCAUUAUUAGAAUUUAAAAACUCGUUUUGAAGUUUUGACCUGAAAGUAGGCCGAUAUAACGAGUUUGAUAACUAGGUAUUGUCGCUACUGUGUAACUGUAAUUAUAGGCAUUAGACUUGGUUAAUUGUUGGGAGGAGAGCCAUAUUGACUUUGACACGUGAUAUUGAUAUUGAGUCGUAACAUAGUCAUAUGGACUUUCCUCUCGGCAUUAACCCAGUCUUAGGUUUUGGUUCUUUUGUAAGGGGUAGUGACGUCAUGGUCAACCAAUAUUUUCUAAUUUGUGUUGGACUUAUCAGUUAGACUUAAGUAGGUUUCUGGAAUUCUUUUAUAACCAAAUUUUAUCGUUAUCAGUUA